Ooceraea biroi (clonal raider ant) is the source of this 1965-nucleotide messenger RNA. Its product is annotated as arginine/serine-rich coiled-coil protein 2. The record is from RefSeq and is a predicted model, not a curated record. Lineage: Eukaryota; Metazoa; Arthropoda; Insecta; Hymenoptera; Formicidae.
CGAUAGCACACACCCAUAUAACUCUUAGUUCUUAGUUAAGUAUGAAAUGGACAUGUGCGUAAGAAGAUACCGCAGUGACUUUAUGGGUGCUGUAUGUACAUGCAAAGUCUUAGGCCUGAUAUGUAAAGGGGCUAAUAUACUUGGUUUUGCAAGGUCAUGUCGUCGAAUUAUCGUCAAUGUUAUCCGUAAUGAGGGAACGCAAUUUUUAAGACAUGAGAAUAUCGGUAAUAUUGAUAAUAUUUCUAAUAUCACAGUCGUGACUGACUUUGCACAAGCUGCAGAAUAUGUAUCGUAGUAAAAGAUCAGCUUCUGGUAUAUAUAUAUAUAUGUAGUUUUGAUUUAAAAAGCAAGACAGGACCUUGAAACCUUACCGAAUGCAGGAUAGUCAGGCUAUCAUUGACAUAAUUAAACUUUAAAUGAUAAUUAAAUGGGAAUAGUGCCAUUUCGUGAGAAAAUAUUAACACGUAGCUCUGUUGGUAAUACAUGAUACAAUAUCUACGCAUCUCGGCAAGGUCUAUGCUGUGUGAGGGUCUUUCAAGACUACCCCCAAGUCCUAUUCAGAAGACAGAGGAGAGCAACAACAACAAUUCAUCUAGAGAAUCCAGUAGCGAGCGUACGAACAGCUCUUCGGUGACACAGUCUACCUUUAACUCGAGAACAGAAUCAUCGUCUCGAACUUUGUCUUCUUCCUCAGACCAGAGGCGAACCGAUCACGAUAAUCACACAAGCUCAAAAGACGAUCAUAAGCGAGAGCGUAGCGAUCGAAAUCGUCACACGUCCGACAAGAGUCGUCGUUCUUCCUACGACGACCGGCGGCAACGUGAGAGUAGUAGUAGUCACAGAGACCGAGGCAGAGAUGAUCGAAGGAGUCGGGACGAUGAUAAGCGCAAAGCGUCCCUCGGAUCGUCCAAGGACGAGAAGAGCGACGACAGGGAAAGGAGCGACAAGGAUCAUCAUUAUAGGGACGACAGGAGGGAUCGCAAUCGCGACAGAAACGAUAGGGAUAGGCGUAGGGAUCGGGAGAGGGAUCGACGGCACUCGAGGGACGACCGGUCCAAGGAUCGCCAUCGGGACGAACGCUCGAGUUAUCACAAGGAGAAGGAUCGCACGCGGUCGCGGUCACGCUCGAGGGAUCGCCCUCCUCCGCCGUUCAGGACGAUGAGCUAUCGGGAAGAGAAGGGACGGAACAAGCUGGCCCAGCUGGAGAAACUGGGCAUAGAGCUGAAGCCACCGGAAGGCGGUGAUAUCGCGACGCCCGGCGCACAGAGCGAGCAGAGUUAUUACAAUCCGCUGGCGACGGCGACGCAGGGCAAGUACGCGGAGCAAAUUCAAAAGAGGAAGUUGCUGUGGGCAAACAAGUCAAAGCAGGAUAACAGUAAUAGUACGUCAGCAGCAGCUUCGACCGCCAACACGUGGAUGGGGACGACUUUCACGCACGAUCAGGAUGGCAAGGUGACGGCCAAGUUCAAGCGAUUGAUGGGUAUCAAGGACGAUAUGACGCCUAGCGCGCCAACUGUCGGAGCGAAACCAGACAUCCUGAAGAAGCAGGAAGAGAUGUUCAACAAUAUGGAGCAGCAAUACGAGGUGGCACGCGCCACCACGCAUACGCAGCGCGGCGUAGGCCUGGGUUACGCCACUGGCGGCUACCAGUUUCCACGAUAAAAUUUAUUGAAAUCGUCUCAAGUCCCAGUCGUUUAAUUACAUUUAAUACCGAUAGACAAGCGUAUGAGAUAUAGUUACAUUUAACUGCUCGACAAUGUUAUGUCGACUCGCUCCUUCUGAAAUUUUCUUUCUUUUCAAGUCUUUCUUUUUUUGUUUACCAUGGGAACGGCUUAAGAACGAAUCACAGCUUAAAUUCUGAAGCAAUUGAUUCUCUGAAAGUCUACCGUGGAUGCAGAUGCAAUGAAAAUUAUGUAUCACCAUGUUGUAAGCACUGAAAAUAAAUUUAUUAAGAUUAUUUAAAAA